AUGUUUUUUCGGCAAAAAGAAGGCACCGAUCAUAAGUCCCACAGAUCAGACGAUGAUUUCAGUGACGGAGAAAAUAUUUCCCAAACAAAUGAGCUUAACGAUGAAAAAGUGCCUUCAGGACUUGACAUGCUGGUUCCAGAAAGUAAUUCUGAAUUCGAAGAAAGUGACGAUGAAACUGAGCCGCCACCACCACAAAGAAUCAUAUUCUUGGAUUGA
Messenger RNA from Acanthoscelides obtectus, 216 nucleotides. Lineage: Eukaryota; Metazoa; Arthropoda; Insecta; Coleoptera; Chrysomelidae. The record is from the annotation of a GenBank genome assembly.